AUGGCCAACGUGCACACCACAGCAGCAGAGCCACCCACAACACCACUACCUGCAGCGCCAGCGUUGGGUUCAGUAGAGGCUCAGAAUGUGGGCUUGCUGCAGUAUGUCGAGGCAUCGCUCGAUGAGGACGAAGAGUUCUAUUUCUUGCGUUUCGAGCACCUGCAAAGGACCAACCUUGUCGCGUUGCAGAUGAAGCUCAUUCGCACGAAGGACGUGUUGUCAAAGGCGUCAACUAUCUCUGAUGAUGAUCUUGAAAAACUGAGAACGAAUUUAGAGCAAUAUGGCAAGCAUACCCGCAUCGCUUCGUACAGUACAUUUCUAACCGAUGUCAGCUACUGCAAUACAAAACUACCACUCCCUGCGGAAAAGAAAGAGUCUAACCUCAAAUGA
Molecule: messenger RNA, 390 nt
Organism: Alternaria alternata
Lineage: Eukaryota; Fungi; Ascomycota; Dothideomycetes; Pleosporales; Pleosporaceae
Exons: 1
Coding region: 1-390 (129 amino acids)
Source: RefSeq, a predicted model, not a curated record